Molecule: messenger RNA, 16108 nt
Organism: Pectinophora gossypiella (pink bollworm)
Lineage: Eukaryota; Metazoa; Arthropoda; Insecta; Lepidoptera; Gelechiidae
Gene: rno
Product: PHD finger protein rhinoceros
Exons: 6
Coding region: 434-8461 (2675 amino acids)
Biological process (GO): regulation of transcription by RNA polymerase II
Source: RefSeq, a predicted model, not a curated record
CUCUAAGUUCACGCUGUAAUAUUCCCUAAUAAUUUGUGGUAUUUGCAGACAAAUUCGAUGUUUUUGAAUAUGUGCUGGUGUUUGGCUUGUUUUCGAGUGUAACGCAUUAAAAAUCUAGUCUCAAUGUAUGUGUUAUGCGGCAAUUUCCUUUCAAAACCAAUGACAUUAGAUGAACUCGAUGUGCGUUUUGGCCAUUUUACUUGGCUUGCGUUGGUGAUUCGUACAUAGUCACGUGACCUAAGUGGUUUUUGGAUCAAUGGCGCCAAAUGUCUGUUACAGAAAAUGGUGCAUCUUUUGGUGUUGUGCAGUUCCAAAGUAAAGUGCCAUCAUGUAGUGAACGAUGUGACAUUCUACACAAUGUUGCUCCCGCGAUCCAAGUGUAAAGCACUAGGGGGGUCGUGAACAUGUAGGUUGUGAACAUAAACAAAACAACAUGUCGUUGAAAGGCACCAAGAGGGGAGCCGGGGUGCGUGGUGAAGAGGCAGGCGCGUCCAAACGUCGCAGGACAGAGCCUGAGGAUGCACUCUGGCAGCUCCGUCCAGUCAGUGACCUCAAGAUGUCAUCAAUUUAUAACAGAAAUGCCUCUGAGGCACCUGCAGAACUAUUCAGGAAGGACCUGAUCAGUGCCAUGAAACUGCCGGAUUCGGAGCCACUGACACCGAGUGAAUACUGGGUGAUCACGGACGCUUGGAAGCAAGACUGGGAGCGGGGUGUGCAAGUGCCUGUCAACCCGGACUCGCUUCCGGCGCCUAAGGUGAAGCUCAUCGACAAUCCGCUGCCACCAGACUUCCAGGAAUUCAAGCUGCCUCGAGAUAAGUACAUACAUCUGACUCGUGAUGGGCACUACCAAUCGGACAAGCACGUGCUGAGCACGACGCCGGCGCGUGCGGAAGCCGCGUGCAGCUACGACUUGGACGCCACUGACACGGCCUGGUUGAACCUGCUGAACGCGGAGCGGGCUCGUGCGGGUGCGCCCGCAGUCACGGAAGACCAGCUCGAGAAAGUCAUUGAGGAGCUUGAGGUGCGGACGUGGGAUAAAAUCCAGGCGAUAAUAAAAUCGGAGGAGGGGCUCGGCAUUGAGUACGAUGAGAAUGUCAUCUGUGACGUGUGCCGGUCGCCCGACUCAGAGGAUGGGAACGAGAUGGUGUUCUGCGAUUCGUGUAAUAUCUGCGUUCAUCAGGCCUGUUACGGUAUCACUGUCAUCCCAGACGGUAAGUACGGCAACGGACAAUGGCUUUGCAGACCUUGCGGAGACGGCGUCCGCCCUACGUGCGUCCUUUGCCCUAAUCUCGGCGGUGCUAUGAAAUGCACACCAUCGGGCCACAAAUGGGCUCACGUUAGCUGCGUUCUCUGGAUUCCUGAAGUUUCUAUUGGUUGUGCUGAAAAAAUGGAACCCAUAACUAAAAUAUCUUCUAUACCGGCCUCGCGCUGGUCUCUAGUGUGCGUGUUGUGUCGUGAACGUAAAGGAGCUUGCAUUCAGUGUUCCGUUAAGACUUGUAAGACUGCUUAUCAUGUUACGUGUGCAUUUAAGCAUGGACUAGAAAUGCGUGCAAUUAUAGAAGACGAAAAUGCCGACGACGGUGUAAAAUUACGGUCCUAUUGUCAAAAACAUAGUGUCAAUUCGAAAAAAGAGAAGUGCCCUGGUUCAGGGUCGGAGGAGGAGGAGGUCAAGAGAAAGCGUCGGAAAGACAUGACAUCAGAGGAAAAGACGCAAGCGCGGGCUGCCCGCUUGCAGGAGAUCGAAAGGGAAUUUGAUCGCCAUGUCAGUGUCAAAGAUAUAAGUUCACAUCUUCUUGACGUCGAUGAAGAUUCUCUUAACUAUAUUUACAAUUAUUGGAAGCUCAAGAGACGUGGAGGGCAUAAUCGUCCCUUGCUACCACCUAAAUCAGACGAUAACGAACUACUUACUCAUAGACAAGAACAAGCUGAUCUCGAUAAGAUGAGAAUGUUCGUACAGCUAAGACAAGAUCUGGAAAGAGUGCGGAAUUUGUGUUACAUGGUGAGCAGGAGGGAAAAGCUCUCUCGCUCAUUCUUUCGUAUGCGAGAGCAAACAUUUCAUAAACAAGUGGCUGUAUUAACUGCCGAUCCUAACAUCUCUGGGCCAGAUUUAGCCGCCAUUAUUGAAGCUAAUCACGGGCCUUCAAUUUACGAUCGAUUGUAUUCUCAUCCAAAUGCUACGGAUCAUAAAAAUGAUUUUGAAGAGUUACUUGCUCGCAUUGCGCCGCCAGAUUCUGGCGAUGAUAAGAAAAAAGAUCGUAAUGGCCUUCUCAAAGGCUCUAAGUCACAGAAUCCUUACAAGAAACAUUACGUGAAUGGUUCGCGGCGAAGCGGCAGCAUGUACAGUGGGCUAUCCAGUGAGGAAAGCGCUGGUGAAAUAGGUCGAUCGACGCGGUACCGUGGAAGAGCUAUUGGAUCCAGUACGGAAGAAGACACGAAAAAAUGUAGUUCAUCACCGAAGAAAAAGAUUUCCCCAAAAGGUAAAGGCAAGAAGUCGCCUAAGAAAACUGAAAGAAAGAAGAAGAAAAUGCCUCAGUCAAAGGCAGUUGUUGAAAGCAGCAGUGAAGAGGAGACAAUUAAAGCUAGAAUGAGGAAAGACAGUACUCGAAGCCGAACUCUCCAGCAGAUGGAAAAAGAAAUGACAGCUGGUAAACUUGGUCAAUCCGGCUCUGACAGUGAUGACUUGAUUCCUAUGAAGUCAACACGUAAUAACAAUAAAUUUCCGAUCGACAUUUACUCUGACAGUAGUGAUGAAGUUCCUGUUAAAACAGAAACCAAACCUGAUAAACUGAAAUCUGAAAAGGGUAAAUCAGUUAAAGCCAAACCUGAAAAAUCGCCAAAUGAAAAUGAUUCUCAACAACCAUUGCCUAGAACUAAAGCGGCUAUGAAAGAGUUUAUACCGACUAAAACAGAAAAGAAAACAGUAAUUAAAGAAGAAGAAAAGCCUGCUCCGAAAAAGCGGGGCAGAAAACCAUCUAAUAAAGAGAAAAAGCCUCCAGUGAAAACUAAUGAAUCAGAUGACGAGGCCAAGAAUAAAGAAAAUAUUAAAUUUUCCAAACAGAAAGAUAAUCCCACUGAUUUGAUAGUGCCACAGAGACAAGCUGCUAAAAAGGCUUCUGAAAACAUGCGCUCAACGACUGCUGUCAAAAAGGAAGAUUCCAUCCCUGAGAAACAUGUUAGUGGCGACGACACUAAGACUAAACCUAAAGUAAAACCAAAAGACAAGGAGAUGAAAGAAGCUGUAUCUGCUAAAGUGGGUAGAAAGAAGUCUUCAAAAGAUGUUGAAAAGGAACCAAUUGCAUAUGUGCCUCAAAGGCAAGCAGCAAAGAAAGCUGCUGCUCAUAUCAAAAGUGGCUUGGGAACUAAGUUACCCGUUCCUGAAGCUGAAAAUGAUAAGAAAAAGGAAAACGAGAAAUCAGAGUCACCACCUAAGAAGGAAGAAGGUAAAACUUCUAAACCUUCCGAAAAAGAAAGCUCUAGUUCUUCUUCUAAUUCAAGUAGCAGUAGCUGCUCGUCAUCCACAUCGUCGGAUGAGGAACCUGAACCAGAGAAGCAUGAGAUAAAACCUACGGCUAAGGCACGUGAAAUUAAACCUGCUGCAAGACAGCCAUCUAUGUUUUCUCCACAACCUACAGUUAGACCGACAGUGGACUUGCCCUUUCUCGACAAGGUGUCAAGACCAUUGUCGUCAACUAGUGCCUCGAGUGAUUCUGACAGCUCUCGGUCGCAAUACUCCGGAUCAAGCCCCACUCCUAAGCGACCACGGAGACGGAGAAAAAAGAAGAGUGUGUCAACUGAUGCGUCCCCUCGCAAGACCCUUGACAAGAAGCUUAAAACUUCCGAACGGGGGUCCGAAUGUCGGGUACCAUCACCGAUUCCUCAAAGAGAGGAACCGAGUCGACCCAGCGAUGCGCGUGCUGCCACGCGUGCUCGGACCAGAAGCACUACUUCAAGCGGAAAUAUGCCUAAUAAGCCUGAUGCCCGACAGGGAAAACCAUCUAAAGACGACACCGGUCUUGCCACUGGACCAAAUAAAACUUCCAAAGAGAGCAGCCAGUCCAGUGAACUUUCAAUUACGGAACGGAAAACGAACGAGGCGUUAAAGAAGGACGUGAAAGAUACUGUCUCUGGAGACGUAAAUGACACCAAGGCGAAAUUACCGAAAAGUAAAAGACUCAGUGAUGGCGUCGAGGAUAGAGAUAGAGGAGAGAAGACCAAGGCAUCCGAAAGUGUAACUCCUCUGAAUAGGACAAGUCCAAGAAAGGGUGGUGACGUGAAACAAAAGCCUGUAUCUAACAGGCGGCUGAGUGUAAAAGAUUCAGUUAAGGAAAUCGUACCAGGUGCUCAUGUUGCCGAGCCACGUGAAUCAAUAACUAAAGCAAGAAGAUUGAGUCGAUAUGAGACAAGCGCGCCAAGUUCUGAUCGCAAGAGUCUUUCGCCUGUGAAGAAACCAGCGACCAAUGAAAAGCCCUUAAUAACUGAUAGGCCUCCUUCUCGCAUUAACGACGACUUUUCUGACGCUGACAAACAUUGGCCGCCGAAACCGCCUAGCCCUAAUGUCCACCCACCGCCAGUAGAAAAACCAGGUGGACAUGAAAAGUACAUGACUGAAGAUAAAUCGUUGGAUGCAGAUUUUACUGAUAAGACAAGCGUAAAAAUGAUUGCUAAGAUUCAAGCAAAUCUUAACGAAAACACCAUGAUUAAGUCACCAAAGACUCCUAUGGACGCCAGAUCUAUGGAUCCUAUAGAUAUCGAUAAUCCGAUGGUUCGAAACAUUCGCAAACGAUCUUUACUUGAUUCAGACAAGAAGUUUAUUACUCAAGACGCUAGUCACGUGCAAGGCGUAGAGAUAUCAAAGAGCGCUAAAAUACCAUCAGCUGUAAAUCCAUUUCCUAACAGAUCUAUGUUUUCACCGCAGCCUAAAGAUAAUGAGCUUUUCGAAUUUGAUUUGUUGGCGGUCGAUGACGGGUUUAAUCAUGAUGAAAUGAUGAAACCAUUCACAUCUUAUCCAGAAUUCUUUUUCAAAGAAGAUUCAAAAGAACAGGGUGUCCAAGAAACCCUGAAUUUAGUCGAUCGACUCAGAAUGCAACUGAGUUCAAAAAAGAUGCCCACCGAGAACACAACGCAAGAUGAACCUUCUGUUAAUGAUGACAAGGAUCAAAGAGUUGAGGAGAACAAUGUGGCUUCCAAUACUAUUUCGACUGAUCGAGAAGAACAGCCGCCUAGUAAGAGUGCGAUGGAGUUGCAAGACAAGAGGAAACCUGAAAAGGAUUCGCACACUGCUACAGUCAAUCAUGUGCCUCGCGGUCUCGCAGCAACUAACUUAAUAUCCAGGGACCCUGUAUCUGAAUCCGAUUCUAAAGAUCGCCCUGUUCCUAUGACAAGUAGCGAUAAAUGGCCAGAGCUGCCAGUUUCUCAUAACGAAUCACCCCAUAUUGAUUUAUCAAAUGAUAGAAGAAAGUACGAUAUUGCGCGUUCCUAUGGUGAAGAAGCUAAUAAGGAAUCUUUGACAAUUCAGUCGGAUGCGCAGUCAGUCUCUGAAAUCGGAGACACCAUAUCAUUAUCAAAACAAAGCGACGACACGUCACAAUCUUUGUCAGUUGCCGACCAUCCCAUUAAUAACGAUGAUCAAGAUUUGACACAAGACAACCAGAAUUAUGACAAUAAUAAUUCAGUGAUGCAUUCGGAUUCAAUUUCCUCUCCUUAUAUAGGUGAGAAGUGGAGAGAAAGCAAAAUAACAACAAGAAGAUCUUCAGCUUCGAGCACAAACUCCGAAGGUUCUGUUUGUUCUCAAAAAACAGAUUUGAAAUCUCACAUAAACAGCUGUGAUUCACAUCAAGGUAAUGUAAUGCCUGAAAUAGAUUCUUAUCCACCGAUCCCUGCAUACUCGUGCCCUGUUGAACCAUCGAUGCCCUUGAACCAAUACGCGACGUACGCUACUGAACCAUCACCGUUCCUGAGUAUCAGUGGUUUGCCCCUAUUUGGGCCAGGAGCGUGCGCAUCCAGUCAAUUACCGCUACCGUCGCCGGGACCGGCGUUGUACGCACCGGGGCUACCCUUUGCCCCGACUCCUUUGAUACAGCCGUUAACAAAACCGCCAUUUAACACGCUUUGUGCCGCCUUUACAUCUUCCUCUCAAAAUAUUGCUUUGACUACAGCAAUGAUUGCACCGCCAACUCCUAAACCAAUGGAUUCUCCACCUAGAGAUGAAAUUGACGUCACCGGUGAAAGCGACAAAUUCUCGAUACAUGUCAGAGAAUCAAGUCCGACCAUUAGUGUCGAUUCAUAUAAUGAUACUAAUACAAGACUGUCUACAAAAAUGUCUAAUGAAUGCAGCAAUGAGACUGUAACAACUCAAAAUUCACAAGAAUCAAAUAAAUCAUCACCCAAACCUAAAGCUAUGACAAAAUUCCCAGGUAAAUCCCCUGGUAAAAGCCCGGCUGGCAUAUCACCCAAACAAAGUGAAUCGUCAAAAGGAACUAAACGAUCUAGUAACAGAAGCAAUAGAAGUCAAAGAGGCCGAGGACGAUCUAAGAGUCGAGGUCAAGGGGUUCACGGUUUCCCUACCGUUGACUACAUGGGUAAUUCCAUUCAAAGUAAAUUAGUUGGAACUGUAUAUGACUUCGAUGAAGAAAUAGCCAACGAUGGCGUUGAUCUCAAAGCACUGCGUGAAAGGCGGAAAUCAGUCGAUGUUAGAGAUGAUAGAAAAUCAGAGCAAUCGUAUAAAGACUCCUCGCAAUCACCGCGUGUGGUUAGUUCUCCACAAAACAAAAGACCUCCUCUUGUCGAAACUAAAGAAACUAAACCUCCGACCCCUGAACCCGAAGAUAAAGCUUCGUCGCCAUCUGACAGAGGCGGCGAAGACCGCGGACCGGGAUUUUCUCAAGUGCAUCCGGUACUGCCUGGACCUGUGGAUAUGCGUACCUAUCAGAACGUCGACGCUCCUGUUCCUCCUACAGGAGAUGCUUAUCAUAGCCACCUCCUUGCAUUCGCUAGUGGAACUGCCGACCAACAACUUGUGGAUAUUGACGAAGAAGUAGAGAAGCAACUCCAGUCGGCGCUAAUGGCAAGUAAACACGGUAUUGGCUCUCCGGUGCCAACGCCAACACCUGAGAUUAAAGAACCCAUAAAAGAGACUUUCACGCCGCAGCUACCUAAGGUCUCGUUGUCUGACUCACGAAACCAACUCAAAGUAAAGAUAAAAGGACCCUUCCUCGAUGCUAACUACUCCACAAGUUCUUCACAGCCUGUGGCGCCGCAACCACCCGCGCCUGUGCACUCCCAUGACACCAGCACAGCAUUUACUGGAGUAGUAGGCGGCGCGGCGUCUACUGCGAUGAGUGGUUCCACCAAUCUGCGCCGUAUGCGUAAGAAAGAACUGUUGCGUCAGUACUGGACGCAAGAUAUGAAUAUGGAUGACCCUACAAACCCAGUGACAAUGGGCGUUGCACCUCCUCCGGCUGUGCCCCCGCCGCUGCCACGAGCUGUCAUAACUAUCCCGAAGGCGGUCGCCUCGAUGACAAGCAUACCCACGAGAGAAGACUAUAAAAUAACCGAUACGUCAGUAGACAAGAAGAAACGUAAGACAACCAGCGGCUUAUCUCGCGAAUUGCGGCAUUUAGACGUAGAUCCAGCCGACGAUGCGAAAUUGUCCAGUUUCUCUGGUAACUCAAGUCAAGCACACAAGCGUCGAGGACGCGUUUCUACUAAACCAAAUAAGACCGCCACAUCUCCAGUGGCACCUAAACUUAAAAUAAAAAUCGGUUCGAACGUAGUGCAACAGGUGAACGAGGAACCACCUGGAUUUCAGUUCCGGCCGCCGAAGAAACGAAUUGUGGCUCCAGUGCCUAAACCUAGUCUCGAAGAUUUGCGUCGUGAAAGUAUGAAGUAUCGACGAAUGGUAAUGGCGGACUUUGAAGAAAACGAAAAAACCAAGAAGAGUGAGAAACGUAAAAAGAAAAAGGACAAAAAAGCAGAAAAACUGCAAGUAGUGAACAGUGAAAGUGAAAGUGCUACUAAGUUGAUAAUAAAAAUAAAGCGUACCAAGGAGGAGGAGGCGAGCGAGAUGGGUGGCGGGACGAGUGCAGAGACGGCGCCCAGCGGGCUGAGCGGCGCGGCGGCGGUGGCGCCCGAGCUACCUGUCGACCCCUUCGAGUACGACCCUACAGCGCCCGACCCGCUCGCCAUCGACCCGCCCUCUUACUCAGAGACCUCUUCCACUAUGAGAAAGAUUCGGACAGCUAAAGUGACACCCAUUCGUUUAAAAUUGGCGCGUAGCUCGCAGGGUUCCGGCUACGUAAUGAAGAAAGCCGGCGAGGAUGGCGGCGCGGGCGCGGCGAUCCAAGCGGCGCCAGCCAGCGCGGCCGCCGCCGCCGUCACCUCAUGCGCGGCCACCACAGCGUCCACCGCUUCUACCGCAGACGCGCUGCCACUGUCUCUCAAUAAACAUUGCGAAACGAGGUGAUAUAAACCGCGGUUUAAUUGGUAGACAGUUAAACUAGAACAAGCGUAAAAUCUCCUGUAUAGUAAUAAUGGUAUAUUUAUAAGUCUGUAUAUUAUAAAAUUAAUAAUAACUUCUUUAUAAUGUAGUUUAUUAUAUUAUUUAUUUGUAUAAAUUGAAAGCUCAAUGAUUAACUUAAAAGUUACUCUUAAGAUGUAGUUUUAAAUAGUUUUGUGCAUCAGAGUAGUGCACAAGUAAAUCUUAUUAAUACUAGUAUGCAUUGAUGUGCAUAUAUUUAUAUAUUUUUGUUAACGUUACUGUUUUAAUUUGUGCCUCAUGUGGAAUCUCAUUAAUUUAUCAUUAUGUAAAUUAAACUGGAUGUAGGUAAAAUUACAUUAUCACAAUAGACAUCACAGGCUGUUCGAUACUUCUAUUCAUUGCUUUCAUAUCUUACUGACCUAAAUAUAUUUAGUUACAUCUCAUUCCAGACCGACAUUGUUGUAACUCUAAAACAUAUUUGACUGGAUGUGAUUUGGCUUUUCGCUUUAGUAUCAAAUAAUAGAUUAAACCUAACACCUUUUCUAAAAUACCAUGGCCACAGGAAACCCAAUUUGACGUUUUUAAAACCUCAUAGUUAUAAGAGUUUAAUUUUCCAUGCUGGCUUCUAUUUAUUAUGGGUCUGACAGCUGUCAAUUCGGGUUUCUUAUGGCGGUGGACAUAAUGGGAUUAGUCGAAUUGACAUCGAAAAGUAACCGUAUGAUUAAUUCCCACGUUGUAAUUUGAGAUUACUAGAAUAUAUCUAUAAAAUAUGUAUGGCAGGCUCCGUUGAUUUUAUUUAGUUAAUUCGGUUUUAAGUACUGAGCAACACGAGCUUCCGGCGGACUCGAAGGGAGUAGUAGCCGCGGCGUUAUUUCUCAAUACAAAAGUGGGGGCCAGGGGUCACUCGCUAGGAUACAAAUAAACUAGUUUUGGAUUGUGCAAAUGGGCAAACACUUUGGCCAAAGGGAACGCCGCGUAUGAUUACUCCUUCCCCAUGUUGCUCUAAGGUUUUAAGUGACUGAUUAUGCAUGAAGUUGUAAAUAUUUUAUUAUUGGCACCAUUAAAAUUAUGAGAUAUAUUUUAUAAUUAAUAUAGUUACUUGUUAGGGCCAACGGGCCCUGAUUCCUACAGACACCUAAUUUUAUUUUAAGUUAUACCUGUUAUUUUUUUAUCCGCCGAAAAGAAAAGGUACGGAUAGUUGACAGCUUUUAAUUUGAAAAUGAAUAAAUGAGGCGAAUCAAAUUGGCAACCCAUUUGAUCGCUGUUAUGCAACCCAUUUGACGUGUGCUCUCAAUUUAAUUCCGGGGUAAUAAUCCCGCAUUUAAUUUUACAUUGGCUAUUUUUUUUUUCUGUAGCCUAAUCAAUGUCCCACUUCUGGGCAAAGGCCUCCCCCUUCUCUUUCCAACCCUCCCUGUCCCUGCUAAUAAGCUAAUGUAAAAUUUUGUAGAGUUGUUUAAGAUUUCUGCCUAAAAUAGACCGUCCCUUAUCUUUUCGGCGGAUAAGAAAAUGACAGGUAUAACUUGAAAUAAAAUUAGGUAUGUACUGGAAUUAGCACCAUUGUUUUUAUAGAUUAACUUGAUCAUUAGCGUUCAGCCAAUCACACUGCCAGCCAUAAAUGUUUUGGAAUUACAUUUUCUUUAGAUGACAUAAAUUUUGGAGAACGCCAAAGAUUAAAAAAAAGGAGUUAUCACCAUACGCAAUCACUGAAGUUAGUCUGUAAGAAUGGGCAUUAAUAGCACAGUUUUGUUAUAAUAGGUUAUCAUUAUAACAUCAUAAUAGUUUCUCGCUAUGGCUUAGCUACAGGUGUAAAAAGUGGAAAAUAAAAAAUAUUAUCUAUUAAAUAUUUACCUCUGUCUGACAAAAAAUAAAUAUUACGAUAUCAACAUCAAGUUUUGCUUUAUUGAAAGUGAAUCCCAGCUUAUACAGUGGAUCGUCAAGAUAGUUUAUACUAAAAAUUAUUUGACCAGCGUUAAAAUUCAACACUAAAUAUUAAUUAGUCAUAUAAAACAAAAUUGAUACAAAUAGGCCUAAUCCAAAAUCCAACCUCCGAAAUCCUGAUCAUAAAAUAGUCGCAAAGCUCCAUGUCAUACCCGUGUCGUUUCACCUUUUCACAACUUCUUCAUGUGAACGACUGUAGGAACUAUUUUUUAAUUGUAAUGUUUUACUUUUCCACCUGUAGGUAAGUGAAAUAAUUUAAACUGGUGUUUUUCUUAAUCUUAGUUCUCGCGAAUACGCGCAAAUUAUUGUAUUCUUCAUAGAGCACCGCUGGCGGUGUGACAAUAUUUUUAAACACAAUUUAAAUUGUUGAGUCUUUCGUAAUUUUAGUAAUAUAAUAGUGACACAUGUUACAAUGCGUGUCCGACUUCAUUUUUUUUUAUCUAGUGUCGAUUUACGAUUAAUUUCGUGUAUUUUGUUACUCUUUGUUAUAUUUAUAUUUACUUGUGAUCUGAUCAAGUGUUGAUGUGAGUCUUUGUUUGCGAUUGGUUUUUUCUUAGGGUAUAAAUCAUGUGACCAAGCUUUUGAUUUAUUUUGAGGUGAAUCUAUUGCUGUUAUAAUCAUAAGUAAAAAAUCACGAUGGAAGUCCAUUUUGGCAGCUGUCAGACUCAUAGUAAACUGAAGCCAGUAUCGAAAAAUUAAACCUUAUAUCUAUGAGGUUAAGAAAACGUCAAAAUGAAAGUCUCGUGAUAUUUACUGUAACUUAGCUUAUCCUCGGCAUAUCAUGUUCACAAGUGUAAUAAUUAGAUUAAUUUGGUAUCGUAGAGCUGUGUAAGGGCUGAUUUGAUUGUUUAGUUUGGUAAAAAAGUAUUUAUAGGUCAGCCGAAAUUUGAUGACAAGCAAAAACAAAUCCGAGUAACGACUGAUAUCUGAAAGUUUGUUGUGUCUCAUUGCAGUCACAGAAGACAGUCUGUAUGGUUGUGUCAGUCAGUACAAUUCUACGUUGUCAGAACUAACCAACCAAGAGAGUUCAACGUAUGUUAAUAUUUUUUGUUGCGUUUCUGGUUCUGUGCAGUUUUCAGUCAUCAGAUUCCGGUACCCUACAGUCUUGUGCAAUAUUCGGCAAUACUCAUCGGGUAGUCACGGUCAAGCGACCUCUUCGUUAGGCGUAAGUGCGUGUUUGUUGGAUAAGUAAUAUAUUUGGAGCGUUUCGUUUUUUGUAUAUAGUGAUUUACACACGGCAAAGUAGACGGUAAAUACAAAAUACUAACUUUCUCUGCAGUAUCGGUUUUUUCACCAGUAGGCUGUGCACGGUAACCGCGCCGCGCGCGUCGCGUAUUAUAUUGAGGUCUUCGACCAAUAGCCGUUUGACGUCCAUCUACGUAGAUAACAUUCGUAGCGUUUAUUGGUCGAAGCGCACAAUGUAAUUCGCGCCACGUGCGGCGCGGUUGUCAUGCAGACCGUGAACAUUUUUAAUUUAUUAUUUGAAAAACUAAGUAUAAGAUGCAGAUAAUUUACAGCUUGCUUGCAAUAUGUCCCGAUACUUACAUAUAUAGUUUUAAGUAUCUUUCAAUAUAGGUGCAUAAAACUGAACAGACUCACUUGGUAACAGAUUAAUAUGAUGUGUCAAGAUACAUGGUCAAACAAACAGCAAUCAUGCAGCAUAAAUUAUCUUCUGUUUAUAGGAAGUCCUAUAACCAUAAAUUAAUUCACUCCACUUUAUAGCAGAUUUAUACUAAUUUAUCGUCUACUUCGACCGGGACGCGAAUUAAUUAGGUUGAACUAAUUUAUACUUUUGUAUUUUUUUAUAUUUGGUAUGUAUCAGGCAUUGUAUGUGGCAGACGUUUUAUAUACAAUCAUGGUACCGUGAGUGCUGCGGUCAUCUUCAUACUCUUCGCAUCCGAAAGGCGAUCAUUGUGACGAUGGUCUCACUCCGAACGGAAUUCAAAUCGAAAACUUGCAUUUACUCGUCGGUCUUAGAUGAACUUGUAUUAAAAAUGACAGGAUCUUUCAUAAGUUAUAUUCUUGUACGUCUCUUAAAUGUGAUUUUUUAAACAAUGUAGGUUAAAACUUUACGUAAUAAUUGUUUAUAUAAUUCUUAUUCUUACAUUAUGAAGGUUCACUGUAAAAAUAAAUCAAUAGCAAUUGACGCCGCCAUUUUAAGCAAAAGACGAGACUUCUGCCUGCACAUAUCCAGCAUCUUGUGCAGCACUAGCACUUUAUGCUGAUUUUAAAUUAAAUAAAUAUAGAAUUAGAUUGUAUAGAUAACAUAAAUAGUAUAACGCAAAUGACCUAAUUAAAUGAAAACCCCAAUAGUCAGCCAAGAGCCUCUCGCCCAUAAUGCUUUUAAGGAUAAACAACAAUUUCAGCUCCGACUAUGAAUUGAAUGUAGUUUGCUGCUCCUCUUAGGGACGUAUUACUUCAUUUUAUUAUAAUCGUGUUGCAAAUAAGUAGGUAUAAUAAUCGUCGUCUCAGUAUAUUAAGAAAAUGCUUCAGGUUAAGUUAAACUUGUGUCGGCCCGCGCUUUGUUCGUUCGAAGCUCGCAUUUUGUAUUGGAUCGCAACAGGCACGUUACCGGGACGUGCGUGGAACUCAAUAUUAAACAUGUUUAGCGUGUUAUGAAAGUAAGGGUCGCGGCGUCAGGGGUAACUUAACCCUUCGUAGCCUAUAUAUUAUUAGUCAAUAGAAUCGUCAUAACAGAUAAUUUCGAUGGCGCAAGGAAAUAAAAUAACGUUCUCAGUAGUGAUUAGUGCAGCGGGAGAAAUUAAAAUAAAAUAAUAUUGAAUAGAUUUCGAAAAGAAAAUAAUUUUCGUUACCAUAAAUUUAUUACUUAUAAAAUAUUUAUUGUAAUUUAUGUGAAAAAUAAAACGAAAUUAAUUUAAUUAGAUCAACCGUCAUAGUAACUUGUGUAAAUAGAUAUAUAACAUUGAAUACUACGAUCACGAUCGACUCGAUUUUGAAUGUCUACUUUAAAGUAAUUUUAAAAAUCAAUUAUUGCGUAGGUAUAAGUUUCAACUAUUUUACUUCUUCAUUUAAAAAAUGUAAAUAUACUUUUUAAAAAUUUAUAAAGCAGUGCAUGAAAUGAUGAUCGAGACAGAGACCGCUUUGCGUGACCCGUAUCGAUGCAUUAUUUACAUCGAUAUCAUCUUAAUAGCAAGUUCGGAACUCUAUUCAAUAGUACCAUUCCUAAAUACUUACCUAAAGUUAAUAUUUUCAGUUGAACAUGUUGUGGGUAGCAGGUACGUCCCGAGUUCAGUUACUUAUAUUGGCAUUCCACAGACCUGCUGAGAUUUUUAAUACAAACGGAUUAUAUAGUGAAUAGAAGGUACUUAGACCUUACAUUUUACGUUGAUGCUUCUGGUCAUUCCAACAUCACACAUAAAGCGCUUCUGACAGGCAACGUUGUGAAUAAUGCAUCUUUUCGUUUACUCAGUUAUUAAACUUUCAUCAUCAUCUCCUUAGAGAGCUACAGCAGGUUUUCCCUUAUUCUGUGCUUCGCUUAUCAAUCAAUUCUGCAGUUUAUGACAAGAUUUGCGUUACGAAGCGUUACGUUAUCAAAACGUUAAAACUAUUUUUGCACGGCCACUUGGUCAGCAUUUUGAUGGCAGUCCUACCAGUCCCUAUUGACUAGCUGACACUCGUGUUGGAACCUUCUAACUAAAUUGCAAGCAAGUGGCACAGUUCACUGCAAAAUAACAUUAUUAUUACAAUUAUUAUUGCAUUUUAAUUUUGUUAAACUUUCGGAUCAGAAAACUUGACAGACGUUUAUUGAUCAGGAUAUUAUCUACUGGACACCCUCCUCGAAUACACUAGAUUUUCAAUAUACAACAUUUAAUGUAAUGCAAAAAAAAUAUGAUGGAAUUUCCAUAAAUACGUAGGUAAAUUAUGUGUGACACCUAACGGUAUUUAACUAAAACAUGUAUCCUAUCUGUGCCGGCCAAGUGGACGCGCUGCUUACUACAGCAGUUGUGAUUUUUUCCAUCGAUUUCUAUUAGUAAAUUUCUAUUAGUAAGACUUCUUGUAAACUGGUAGCUGUUAAAAACAUAUUCGUAUUUUCAAGAUAUAUUUUACAAUAAUUUCCAAUUUUAAUAGUUCUCUCAUUGUGAAAAGCGCGUUGUUUAAAGCCACCCCGUGAAAUCUUCUUGAACAAUACAGUCGAAUUUACAUGAGCAGUUUGUUUUCUUGUCUUGAAACAACGUAUAGUCGUACAACGCGUUUAAUAUAGUAUAAUAUAUCGAUCGUUUCAGAUCCUACAGAGCAUCAAUAUAGAUUUUAUUUAUCAAAUCUCAUAUGAAAUUAGUACACUGUCAUAUUUCACGCACAAACCCUACAUAACACGAGCAAGCAACAUCACAAUACAAUGAUUAAUGAAUAAAUUAUAGAGAUGCACCAACUAGACACCGACUAGCCGGCCAAUGUCAUAUUCUGUGGCUGGGAGCUUCAAAAUGUAGAAAAUACUUGAAAUUAAAACUCAGUGAAAUUUUAUGAAAAAUAUUAAGAUUAUUAGUUUGAAAUUACAGGAAAAAAUAAGAAACAUUAUCUAUUCCGCAUGUAAUAUUAAUGUGACGAACACCAGUAAAAUUCACUUCAGAAACAAUAUUUUCAUGCACAGUACUAGCUGGAAAAUUGAACGACUAGUCGGCUUUCUGGGGUCGGCAUCUCUAAUAAAUUACCUUGUUACUGUGAUUUGUUUUAAUUUAUACAAGCGUCUAGAUUUUAAGAACGAUUUUGUAUUCGAGAUUCCGAUAGCAGGAAAUAAAAAAAAGAAUAAAAAUAUUUUUAAUGUAUAUAUAUAUGUUUACUAAAAGAACUUCUUGUGUUGAUAAAAUAUUUUUUUAUAAAAACUACGAGUGUAUUGAUUUUGAGUACUUUAUAAGAGUCAUGUUAUGUAGAUUUCGUGCUUUAAGCGCAUGAUUUUGUAUUGAGUAUUUUCAUUUACAUAGUGUUGAUAUUAUAAAGUGUUGUAUGGAAUUGUAAUUUAAAUUAUAUCGUAAGUGGCGUUGGUAAGCGUGUGUGUUAGCAUGUUGAUGUAUUAUGUGCAUGUAAAGGACGCUAUAGUUAUCUGGGGAGGCCUCGCUGGGGCCAGUAGUAAACCUCGGUCGGAGCUUCCUCGUUUGAGUUUCGUGGCGGAGAGGGGCGUGUGCCGCGUGCGACUCAGAGUAGGCGUGCGGAAGCUCUGUACUGAAUGUGAGGUAGCUGUGUGUGGCGCGCGACACGGCGGCGCGGGCGCACCCAGCCUGCACCCUGCGUGCGGCUCGCCCGCUGCGCUGCUGCGUGCCACAUUUUGCAGAAAAUUAUCAUGUUAGUCGUAAAGCCGUCAUGGAUUCAUGCCAGGCGUUAGGUUAGAAAAUUCAAUACAUAUAUUAAUUAUUUAUAUUGUAGCCUAUAUAAUCAGUAUAAGUAUUAGUGUUAAGAGAUUAACUUCUUAUACCAUUAUCCGUAUAAGUAUUAUGAUCAACAAUAUUUCCAUUGUUUUUAAAUCUAGAAUGUUAGACAUUAAAUUUAAGUGUAACUUGUACAAACUACUUAUGUACAGUGUGUAAAUGAAUGGUGAAGCUAUAAUAGAAUAAAGAGAUGGUGAGCGCUAUCUCGGCGCUAGGCGGGUGUUGUAUAUAGUGUACAAGCGGUCUUGUAUUAUAACAAGUGUUUUCAAUGUGCACAUAGUCGCCUCAUUCAUUAAUAAAUUUUUUAGAUCAA